CAAACGCAUGGCUGUAAACAUUCUGGGAGUGAUGUUUAAACUCGUCUUCACUCAUGUACAAGAUACAAGAAUUAAAAUAGUCAGCAGGUGGCGAUAAUGCUCCGUCUGGGUGAAACUGGUCGUUAAAACGAAGAAGAAGAAGCAGCAGCAGCAGAAGAAGAAGAAGAAGAAGAAGAAGAAGGUUUUAUUUUGAUUGUCGGCGGAAGUUAUUUAGUUUGGUGUCGUGUCGUUGACACGGAUUAAUUUCAUUUAACGUUAAUAGAAACCCGCAACGUUCACAUCCCAGCGUUUCCUCAAACCAUUAACGUCGUCGUAACUCUUCAGGUUAGCCGUUAGCUUAGCUUCCUCACCGCGAAGAAGAAGCUCCAGUUAUUUGCCACGGUGGAAUCCAACAUGGAGGACAUGUACGUUAAACCAGGUAACCAGGAGCGGGGCUGGAACGACCCCCCACAGUUCUCGUACGGCCUUCAGAUGGCCCGCGGACCACAGAGGAACCUCCUGAACAAGCGAGCGGCUCCGCCUGCUCCAGGUGCAGAAACCCCACGCCCUGCCCCUCCCUCCACCUCCCCCCUGGGUCCACCCCUGUGUGGUGUAGCCCCGCCCCCUCUACACCCAGCUCAUCCUCCACCUGGUGGCGUGGCCACGCCCCCACCUCCUUCAGGACCAAUGAGAAGUCAGAGGAAGGCAGAUAGCAGCCAAUCGGAGAGUGAGCCUGAUGUGGAGGCCGUGGUGUUGGUGUUGAAGCGAGCGCUGGCUGCCUGCAGACACACCGUGAAAGAUCAGGUGUGUAAUGAUGUGGCGAAGAGGCUGCGGCUCCUGGAGGACAGCUGGAGGUCAGGUAGACUGAGCCUAUCUGUCAGGAGACGCAUGGACGCCCUGGCUCAAGAGCUGCAGUCAGGUCACUGGGAUUUGGCUGAUGAGAUCCAUCGCUCUCUGAUGGUUGAUCAUGUGACCGAGGUCAGCCAAUGGAUGGUCGGUGUCAAACGACUCAUCGCUGAGACCCGGAAGCUGAGUCCAGAGCUCCUAGAACCACUUCAGAACCCUGCAGAACCAGUCCAGGACCCAGUCUCCCAGUCCUGACUCUAAAUCCUGCAGGAUUCUCCAGCAGGUUUCUUUCUUCUCUUGACAAACUUUGACUCUUUUAACCAAAACUAGGAGCUGGUGGCAAUAAUCCUCACAUUCACACUUCAGCAGAGGGUCAAAGGUCAGAACUCCAGGGUCAGGUUGGUGGUCAAGGGGUUGCUCGGGGCGGGACUGUGCAUCUGGACUCUGGACUCUCAUGAAGUGAUGUUUGAGCUCAGACUCUCAGCAGGAACAGUUCAGCUCAGUUCACAGGCUCAGACUGGGAGGACGAGGAGGACGAGGAGGACAUGGAGGACGAGCCGGUUGAUCAGGAACAAACUGUUGUUUCUUGUCAUGAUGUGGAAAUAAAUCUUCUGAUGUUUGAGUGUC
Molecule: messenger RNA, 1452 nt
Organism: Toxotes jaculatrix (banded archerfish)
Lineage: Eukaryota; Metazoa; Chordata; Actinopteri; Toxotidae
Gene: sra1
Product: steroid receptor RNA activator 1
Exons: 6
Coding region: 394-1080 (228 amino acids)
Biological process (GO): regulation of transcription by RNA polymerase II
Cellular component (GO): nucleus
Source: RefSeq, a predicted model, not a curated record